CAUGUAUUAAUUAUUAUUGUUGCCGCCGAUCGAAAUUAUCGUUCGUCGGCCAUGGUUAUAACCACUUUUGUCGAUAAACGACACGGUCACCUCGAUAAUUGAGCGCCAACACAGUUAUAAAUCGUAAACAUUAAAUAGCACAUACUGAUAACACGAUCGCUUCAACAUUUUCUUAUCUAUUAAUUAUUGUCAUUUUUCCACUUAGUUGGUUUCUACGAUUUUCGCUACGACCCACUGUAUUCACAAUUACACCGAUUUGUUACUAUAAUGUCUUACGUUUUUUCAAUAGGUCGUUCAAUUGGCGUAUAACUUUAUAAUUAUAAAUGUUAUUCAUUAAUCAACAAGCAUGUUAGCUUUAAACUUUUUUAAAUUGUUGAAACGAACAAAUUCUGUUCGGUCAAAGAAUCAAAUAAUCACAAAGAUUAAUGGAAAACAAGAUUUUUCUAGUCACAUGGUCAACUUCGAGGCCAAAAAUGAAUCAGUUUAUGAUAAAAUAUAUAACGAAUGUAUUAAAAAUGGACUUUCUGCUAAAACAAUUUAUAAAAAUGAAUGGAUUUUUAAAUUAAAAAUCAAUUAUUUAAGAAGUGGUUUUUUGCUACUGACAAAAUGGAACCCUAAACAAAUGGAUGAUUUAUUUGUUCUACUUCAAUUACCUCUAAAAAAACUUGCAUAUAUUACCAGAAGAACUAUAAUAGAAUCAACAAUUGUACCACAUGGAAAUAGAGUUUAUUAUUUUGCAGAAAAUUUCGAGAAAGAACCCGAAGAAGUUUGUUACCAUAUGAUUCAUUACAAAUUUUUAUUUUCACGAAAUUUUUUAACUUUACACCAAAUCUAUCAAACUUUAAUUGAAAAUAAUGUUAAUAAGAAUGAUAUUUGGAGAGACACUUGGAUAUUUAUGUAUAGUAUUGAACAAAUCAAUCGUAGAAUUUCACUUAUUAAAACAGCAAAUAUUGGAAUUAAACCAUGGAUGUUAAGAUGUAAACCUGAAGUGUUUCAAAGAACUAUAAUGAUACAACAAGAAAAUAGAGUUGUUCUUAACACAGAUUCAACAGCUCAAUACUUAGCCAAACGAUUAAAAGUAUCAGAGAAAACUAUACGUUAUAUUAAUUCAAAAUAUCCCUCAAUAUUGAGAGUCAGUCCAACUAAACUAAAAGAAAUAUUAGAUUUUUUGCUCAAAGAAGGAUAUAGACCUGCACAUAUAAUGAGUACUCCACGUGUAUUUACUCAUAGUAUUUCUACAUUACAGGAACGACUGACUGAAUUGAGAGAUCUUGGCUGUGAACCUAAUCUAACUGCUUUAUGCAAAAAUAAAACAACUUAUCAAGAAUUAGUAGAUAAAUUAAUCUUGAAAAAUUCUAAAUCGUUUAAUAAUUCUGAAAUGUUGUAAUAUUUUUCUAAAUAUUUUGAUGUAAUGAAUUUGUAAUUAUGUUAAAUAUAUAUUUUAUUUUAGAAUAAUGAAUUAUACUUGAGUGGAAUAAUGUAACCAAAUUUAUUGAAAAAUAAAAAUGUUUGCCAUGUAAUUUAAAAACAUAUUGCAUAAGCAUAGGCGGUACUACAGGGGGGGGGCAAGGUAGGUGGCUGCCCCCCUGCGAGUUCUUACUCUCCCUAUACAUUUCAAAUAUUGGUUGGUAACCCCUCAUAUUACAUGCUUAUUUAGAGUCUGCAUGGUUGUAAGUAAUAAUAUUAUUACCGUGGGAAUCAAUCAUGUAAAUAUGCUGAUAAGUUUUUUUGCGUCAACA
Molecule: messenger RNA, 1739 nt
Organism: Sipha flava (yellow sugarcane aphid)
Lineage: Eukaryota; Metazoa; Arthropoda; Insecta; Hemiptera; Aphididae
Gene: mTTF
Product: transcription termination factor, mitochondrial
Exons: 6
Coding region: 347-1387 (346 amino acids)
Biological process (GO): regulation of DNA-templated transcription; termination of mitochondrial transcription
Cellular component (GO): mitochondrial matrix
Molecular function (GO): double-stranded DNA binding
Source: RefSeq, a predicted model, not a curated record